Messenger RNA from Branchiostoma floridae (Florida lancelet), 2973 nucleotides. Its product is annotated as apoptosis-inducing factor 3-like. Gene Ontology annotation, cellular component: cytoplasm. NCBI's taxonomy places the organism in Eukaryota, Metazoa, Chordata, Leptocardii, Amphioxiformes, Branchiostomatidae. Gene Ontology annotation, molecular function: flavin adenine dinucleotide binding; oxidoreductase activity, acting on NAD(P)H; 2 iron, 2 sulfur cluster binding. The transcript has 22 exons. Bases 308 to 2071 code for a protein of 587 amino acids. The record is from RefSeq and is a predicted model, not a curated record.
UGAUCUAUCCUGAGAACGAGUUAUGACCUUUGACCUAAAGAAAAAGUACAUUUUCCGGAAGCGCUUGCACGGAAAAGAAGAACUGAAUUCCUGCGUCCUUAUGCUACAUUUCUGAACACAUCAAAACUCGGACGACUGACCCGACAGAACACAAGGAAUGUAGAAGGGUGAAGACCGUCGUCAGUGCAGUCUAGUGAAUGGCAUUUCAUUUGCGUCAAUGAUUUAUGAGGUAACCCGACAGUUUACAGCAACUGUAUUCCUGCCAGACCCACAUUUUCAAGUUGUGCAUGCAGGAUAGGCAGGCAAGAUGGGAUCCUUGGUGUCUAGGAAGAAGGGAUCUGCUACCAUCACGGUACCGGAAAGCAAUAUAACUUCAAAGGCUUCUCCAAGCAGCAAGCCGCAGGAUGAUCAAGGAGGAAAUUCUGAUAUCUCAGGUAAGGGAGGUGCCAACUCUGAAGGGGCAGCCAAGCCCCUCCCUCCCCCAGAUGUGGGCAAGCCCAUUGAGGUGAAGGUGUGCAAGGCUUCUGACAUGCAGGAUGGAGAGAUGCGAGAGGUCGAUAUUGGGGGAGGAAAAGCAUUACUCAUCAAGGAGGAUGGAGAAUUCAGUGCACUUGGCCACAAAUGUACUCACUAUGGGGCACCCUUAGUCAAAGGUGUGCUGUGUAAUGGCAGAGUGAGGUGUCCAUGGCAUGGAGCAUGUUUUAAUUCCAAGACUGGAGAUAUUGAAGACUUCCCUGGGUUGGACAGCCUACCCAAGUUUGAGGUCACAGUGGAAAAUGACAAUGUGGUUGUAAAGACAAAUAAAAAGGUUCUUGAGAAGCCCAAGAGGAUGAAGGAGAUGUCCUGUCAUUCACCAGACAAUGACACCGUGUAUCUCAUUGUAGGGGGAGGUGGUGCUGCAAUAACCUGUGCAGAAACCCUCAGACAAGAAGGUUUCAAGGGGAAGGUUGUCAUGGCAACAAAGGAGCCACACCUACCCUAUGACAGACCCAAGCUGAGCAAGGCACUAGAUUCUACAGGAGAGGCCCUGGCACUCAGGGACAAGAACUUCUUCUCAGUGUAUGAUAUUGAAGUCCUUACAGAGAAAGAGGCCACCUCUGUCGACUGCCCCUCUAAGGUGGUGACAUUUGCAGAUGGACAGACUAUAGCUUAUGACAAACUCCUCAUCGCAACAGGUGGCAAACCACGGCCCUGCACCUCCCCUGGCAGUGACCUAGAGAAUGUUUGCCUGCUCCGCAGCCCUGCAGAUGGGAACUACAUAGCACAGCAGGGCAAGGGCAAGAACGUGGUCAUUGUGGGAACGAGCUUCAUUGGUAUGGAGGUAGCAGCCUACUUUGCAGGGAAGGCAUCUUCUGUGUCUGUUGUGGGGGUCAGCAGUACCCCAUUUGGCAGGGUCCUGGGGGAGCAAGUGGGCAGUAUGCUCAGGAAGAUGCAUGAAGAGAAGGGAGUGAAGUUCUACAUGAACAAUGGGGUGGUGGAAUUCAAAGGGGAAAAUGGAAAACUGAAAGAAGUGGUACUGCAGUCAGGAGAGACCCUGCCAGCAGACUUGUGCAUUGUUGGUAUCGGGGUCACACCCAACACUGAGUUCCUUAGUGACAGUGGCAUUGAGAUGACCAGAGGUGCCUUGGAUGUCGACAAGACGAUGCAGACCAGUCAGGACCAUGUAUUUGCUGCUGGUGACAUCGCACACUUCCCACUACCCAUGGCGGAUGGGGAGAAGGUUUCCAUUGGACACUGGCAGCUGGCUAAGGCACAUGGUCGGUGUGCAGCUCUGAACAUGCUGGGCCAGGGUGUGGAGUUCAACAGUGUUCCCUUCUUCUGGACCAUGCAGUAUGGCAAGAGCCUCAGAUAUGCAGGCUAUGGUGCUGGAUUUGAGGAUGUUGUGAUAGAAGGCAGCCUGGAUGACAUGCAGUUUGUGGCCUACUAUGUGAAGGGAGAUGACGUGUUAGCUGUAGCCAGUAUGAACAGGGACCCUGUGGUGGCUCAGGCUGCAGAGAUUAUGCACUCUGGGAGGACUCUCUCCAGGGCAGAUGCAGAGGCUGGAUCAGACUCAUGGAAGUCUCAGCUGUGAAGAGAAGACAAGGAUGAUUGUAUUGACAAUUGUGCCUUAGUGCUUUAGUGCAGACCAGGUGCUGGCCUACUCUCCAAGCAGGGGUUCGGCAAUGGUUCUUUUUUGACAUGUUUUAGGCGUUUUUAUUUGGGUUUUCUAUUUUGCUGUACAUGAAUAAAACGGUACAACAUAGAAAGCCUGAUAAAAAAUGCCUAAAACACGUAAAAAAUAAAGCAACCGUAGCUGGUCCUGCUUGGAGAGUAGUGCUGGGUCCUUGCAUGCUCCUCAGCAAAGCAGCAUGGCCCACAGCUACUAUUUCACCUUUUUGGAAGUGUAAUCAUUGAUAAAUUGAUAACAGAUUAUGUAAAUAAUUUGAUAGCACUACUACUGGUCAAGGUCAGAAAAUAUUUUUGAUAAAAUAGUCUGAUUUAGAUUCAAUAUUGACGAUACUUUGUACAUUUAUGAACGUAACAAUUGUAAAAUAUUGAUGAGAGAAUGCAUGACUCUUGUAGAUGUAUCUAUCUUUUGGAAGAUGUCACUACUCACAACACUUCUUGAAUCACAAUGUUUAUUGAAACUUAGUUCACUUAAACUUCACUACCAUCUAUUUUCUACAAUUCAAUUUCUCGAUUCAGCUUCAUUGCACUAAUCUAUGGAUGAAUAUUUUUUGCAAAUAAAAGUUUUAAUUAUGGUGUAUCAAUGUGUGUAUUUUAUGAAAUAUUGAUUUUAAGUGACAUUUUCCCCAAGUUGUUUGCAGUUAUCAUUUUAUUAAUCACGACGGAAGAUAUUUUUCACUAGCUACACUUACACUGAAUGCUAUUCAAUGUAUUGUCCAAUAUCUACCUUACAAUUACAAUACAAAGAAAAAGAGCUAUUGUUCCAUGGCAGCAAUACACAUCUGUAUUACUGAGUCUGUAAAAAUU